AUGAUGAUUUCUCCGGUGAAAUUGAAUAGUGAUAAUUAUAAACAAGAUGAACAAGUCGUUGUUAAUACGACACUUAUGAAUAAUGAUGCAAAUUCAACUGGAAGCUAUCUUUCUUCACAAGAUCGACUACCACUUGCUAAUACACUCACUGAUGCACACUGGGAAGCUAUUGUGAAUAUGUUUAAUUCUUCAAAUAAGGAGGGCUCGAAUGAAAAAUUUUCUAGGAAAUGGAUGCUUGAUACAGGGGCUUCGAGACAUAUGACAGGGAGUAAAGAGUUCUUUUGCAAAACAUAUCAAAUAGGUUUUUCUUCCGUAAAACUUCCAAACGGCGCGUACACAGCUGCUUCAUGUGAAGGCACUGUGGUGUUUGGAAAAAAUAUGAGAUUAUAUCGUGUUUUAUAUGUCCCUGAUCUUCGCUGCAAUUUGAUUUCAUUAACGUGUUUAAUUAAAGAUCUGAAAUGUAUUGUCACUUUGACUGAUAAGUUGUGUGUGAUACAGGACCGCACUACGAGGACGUUGAUUGGUGUUGGUGAGGAACGAGAUGGGGUCGAUAUCUUCCACAGUGGAGCGCAGAUUAUGGCACAUCGAGUUACUACUGGUGAAAAUUAUUAUUUAUGGCAUAAGCGUUUAGGUCAUCCUUCUAAUAAGAUUAUUUCUUUGCUUCCUGGUAUGAAUAAAGUUGAUUGUCAGAAGUUUCUCAAUGAACCAUGUGAUACUUGUUUUAAGGCUAAACAAACACGUGCUAGUUUUCCUAUAAGUGAGAAUAAAGCAAAUGACAUCUUCAGUUUAGUUCAUUGUGAUGUAUGGGGUCCGUGUCGUACAUCGUCUUCUUGUGGUGCACAUUAUUUUCUUACUAUUGUUGAUGAUCAUUCUCGUUGUGUCUGGGUUUAUUUGAUGGCACAUAAAACUGAAGUGGUGAAAAAUUUUCAGAGUUUUUGUGCUAUGGCUAAGACACAAUUUGAUAGACAUGUUAAGAAAGAUCGCAGUGAUAACGGUACUGAAUUUCGUCCAUUGAUUCCAUUUUUUUCUGAACAAGGAAUAGAAUUUCAAACUUCAUGUGUAGAUACGCCACAACAAAAUGGGCGAGUGGAACGAAAACAUCGUCAUAUAUUGAAUGUAGAACGUGCUUUGCGAUUUCAAGCAAAUUUACCUCUUCGGUUUUGGGUUUUCUUUGAAAACAAAUUUCCUUAUCAUGUUGUUCCUUUGGAUAAUAAUAAUGAAGAAUCCCAAAUUGAAUUGGAUAGAAGGUUAGAAAUCUCUGGAGAACAACCAAACUUAUUGUUUUCUGACGGUACUGCUAAUCCGGGUAGUUCUUCAGGUACAAGCGGGAAGAAAUUGUCCGAUACAGCCGGACAUAAAUCCACAGCUAGUGGCAGUACAACAACUCCAGGCAGUAAUAUACAGAUGUUGUCUGGUGACUGUACAAUUUGUCCAGGAAGUAAAGAACAGACGUUGUCCGGCAGUGACGACACAACUGUUCCAGGAAGUGAAAGAAAUGUUGUGCGAGAUCUGUCUCAUAGUGAGGGAACUAUUUUACCAGACAGUAAGACACGAGAUUUGUCCAGUAGUGACAGAACUACUACUCCAUUUAAUGAGGUACUGGAUUUGUCUAGUAGUGUUAGAAGUCCAAUAGUCACAGCAAGUGACAGAAUUCCAAAGAUCACAUACGGAUCAUUAGUUACUUUAGAAGAUGGUUUUGUCUCAUAUGGGCCCCAGCAAGACAUGUCAGAUAUUGCAGAAAGGAAAGAUCUGGCAGUUCGACGUAGUGUUCGGUCUCGGGUUUCUAAUACAGGGUUAAAGGAUUAUGUAUGUAACACCAUUCAAGCUAUAGACCCCGGCUCUUCUACUCCGCACUCGUCAACGUUCUCAGGUACGCCUUAUCCCAUAACUAAUUAUGUGUCUUGUGCAAAAUUUUCCGCUAAUCAUACUCGUUUUCUGGCGGCGAUUACUACUCUUAAAGAACCUAGCAGUUAUGCGGAGGCUGUUCGUCUUCCUUGCUGGCGUGUAGCUAUGUCUAAGGAAAUUAAUGCUCUUGAUAAAAAUGGCACGUUGUCUAUUACUGAUCUUCCGCCAGGAAAGAAGACUAUUCGUUGUAAAUGGGUUUACAAAAUUAAAUAUAAUUCUGAUGGCAGUGUAGAAAGAUAUAAAGCUCGAUUGGUUGUUCUUGGUAAUAAACAGGUUGAAUGGGUUGAUUACCAUGAAACCUUUGCUCCCGUAGCCAAAAUGGUUUCAGUUAGAACUUUUUUGGCAGUCGCAGUGGAUCAAGAUUGGGAGUUGCACCAAAUGGAUGUUCACAAUGCCUUUCUACUCGGGGAUCUUGAUGAGGAAGUAUAUAUGCAACUUCCUCCAGGCUAUUCGACUACUUCUUCGGGCAAAGUAUGUCGUCUUCACAAAUCCUUAUAUGGUCUUCGUCAAGCUCCACGUAAUUGGUUUGCUAAGCUUGCAAACAUACUUAAGUCAGUGCUUUCAUAUGAAAGAUUUAGGUCCUCUCAAGUAUUUUUGGGUAUUGAAAUAUCUCAAGGUACUGAUGGUCUAUUUUUAUCUCAACGAAAAUAUACUUUGGAUAUACUUUCUGAGACUGGACUUCUUGGAGCCAAACCAGCUGCUUCACCUAUUGAUCAACAUCAUCGAUUGGCUCUAGAUGAUGGACCUUUGUAUUCAGAUUCAUCUCAGUAUCGCCGACUUAUUGGAUCUGCUCUUCGAGUUCUUCGUUAUCUUAAGAGUCAUCCAGGUCAAGGGAUUGUUUUACGCAAGGAUAGUGCUCUUCCACUUACUGCUUAUUGUGAUUCUGAUUGGGCGUCAUGUCCUCUUAGUCGUCGUUCGCUUACUGGUUACUUUAUUUUCUUGGGAGGCUCACCUAUAUCUUGGAAGACAAAGAAGCAACAUACAAUAUCUCGUUCUUCUGCAGAGGACGAGUACCGUUCCAUGGCGCAUACUUGUAGUGAGCUCACGUGGCUAAAGGCGUUAUUGAAAUCUCUAGGUGUAUUUCAUUCUCAACCUAUGCGCCUUUACUGUGAUAGUCAAUCCUCUCUUCAUAUUGAUGCUAAUCUUGUUUUUCAUGAGCGCACCAAACACAUUGAGAUGGAUUGUCAUUAUGUGCGCGAUAAAGUUCAAUCUGGUGCUAUUAUUACUUCUCAUGUUCGCACAACCGCUCAGCUUGCAGACAUUUUCACCAAAGCUCUUGGGCGUCCUCAGUUUGAGCUACUUCUUCGCAAUUUGGGCAUUCGUGAUCUUCAUGCUCCAACUUGA
This is a messenger RNA of Papaver somniferum (opium poppy), 3249 nucleotides long. RefSeq lists its product as uncharacterized. Gene Ontology annotation, molecular function: nucleic acid binding. Bases 1 to 3249 code for a protein of 1082 amino acids. The transcript has 5 exons. Gene Ontology annotation, biological process: DNA integration. The record is from RefSeq and is a predicted model, not a curated record. NCBI's taxonomy places the organism in Eukaryota, Viridiplantae, Streptophyta, Magnoliopsida, Ranunculales, Papaveraceae.